This is a messenger RNA of Saccoglossus kowalevskii, 3245 nucleotides long. RefSeq names its product dynein axonemal heavy chain 3-like. Gene Ontology annotation, biological process: microtubule-based movement. Gene Ontology annotation, cellular component: dynein complex. Gene Ontology annotation, molecular function: ATP hydrolysis activity; ATP binding; dynein light intermediate chain binding. Lineage: Eukaryota; Metazoa; Hemichordata; Enteropneusta; Harrimaniidae. The record is from RefSeq and is a predicted model, not a curated record.
GCUCAAGGUGGUGCAAGAUCAACUCAACAAAUCAUUGAGGACUUGGCAUCGGAUAUAUUGUCUAAAUUACCACCGGAAUUCAACUUAGAAGAGAUACAGGUGAAGUAUCCAGUGUUGUAUGAAGAAUCAAUGAAUACAGUACUUGUACAAGAAUUGAUCCGAUUUAACCGACUAACGACAGUUAUACAUAGCAGUCUGUAUGACGUGUUGAAAGCCAUCAAAGGAUUAGUAGUCAUGUCGGCAGAACUAGAAGAUGUCUUUGACAGUAUGAUGGUUGGAAAGGUACCAGCGCUGUGGGCAGCUAAAUCUUACCCUUCACUGAAACCAUUGGGUAGUUAUGUACAUGAUUUAAUACUACGACUACAGUUCCUCAGGGAUUGGAUAACGCAUGGCAUGCCCAACGUGUUUUGGCUAUCAGGAUUUUACUUUACUCAGUCUUUCUUAACCGGCUCUUUACAAAACUAUGCUAGAAGAUACAAGAUACCCAUUGACCAUCUAGGAUUUGAAUUUGAAGUAUUGGAUCAGGAAACCAAAAUGAGUCAAAAACCGAAAGAUGGUGUGUAUGUAAGAGGUUUAUUUAUAGAGGGAGCGAGGUGGUCCCGAGACAGAAAAGUGAUUGGUGAAUCACGUCCUAAGAUACUCUUUGACACCGUUCCGAUUAUCUGGUUCAAACCUGGAGAUAAAGCUAACUUUGUACCACAACCAACAUAUGCAUGUCCAGUAUACAAAUCAAGUUCAAGACGAGGUGUCUUGUCCACCACUGGUCAUUCUACAAAUUUUGUACUGGACAUCCUGUUACCAUCAGACAAGCCAGAAAGUCACUGGAGAAACAGAGGAGUCGCCAUGUUAUGCCAGCUGGAUGAUUAAAUAUCCACCUUGUUCCCUGAUUGGCAUUACCCAGCAUACAGCAUAAGAUCCUCUACAAUGAAGCCACCCAGCUUAUUACCUCAUACCCGAGUACACAAUCACCAUUUACCAUGUUCAAUUUUCAUUCAGCAUUCAUACCAGGCAAGAAUACACAGUAUCACCUUAUGUAAUGCAAUCCUAAUGUAUUGCUGGUCAAUACAGAUUCAUACUCUGUAUUACAAUCCAACUUCAAAAAACACUAAUUACUCUUUAGGUUUAAAAUUAUCAGAUUUUUAAGUGAGAGGAUAAGUUUUGGAUUUUACUAUCUGAAUCACAGAAAAUGGUGAAAUUAAAAUCUAGUGAAUAAUGAUAUAAUAUCAUCCAACCAAACACACAUCAUUAUAAUAUUGAUGAAGGUGGCUAUUUAUGUGCAGUCAUGGUGUGUACUUGGUUGCAUGGCUGUAGUUUUAGUAUAUUAUUAUUUUGCAGUGCAAUCAUUAAAGCAAUAAAGUAUAUACAUAUUAUUCUUUACUAUCUUAUUCCUUACUAUGAGUUAUGUAAGGCUUUACGGAAGCUCUAUUUUAAUUUUAUUUGCACUCAAUUUAAAUUUCACCAGGACCAGGAAUUCAAUUUGAUUUUCACCAACCACCAGGAACUAAAUUUGACUUUGACUUCUUAUCAGGAAUUCAAUUUGACUUUCACCAAUCACUGGAAUUCAAUUUGAUUUUCACCAAUCACCAGCAACUAAAUUUGAUUUUCACCAAUCACUGGAAUUCAAUUUGACUUUCACCAAUCACUGGAAUUCAAUUUGACUUUCACCAAUCACUGGAAUUCAAUUUGAUUUUCACCAAUCACCAGCAACUAAAUUUGAUUUUCACCAAUCACUGGAAUUCAAUUUGACUUUCACCAAUCACUGGAAUUCAAUUUGACUUUCACCAAUCACUGGAAUUCAAUUUGAUUUUCACCAAUCACCAGGAACUAAAUUUGACUUUCACUUAUCAUCAUGAAUUCAAUUUGACUUUAACUUAUCAUCAUGAAUUCAAUUUGACUCUCACCAAUCACUGGAAUUCAAUUUGACUUUCACCAAUCACCAGCAACUAAAUUUGAUUUUCACCAAUCACUGGAAUUCAAUUUGAUUUUAACCAUUCACCAGCAACUAAAUUUGAUUUUCACCAAUCACCAGGAAGAAAUUCAAAUUCAUUAAGAACCAGAUCACCAUCAUCAUAAACUACCCGUAUUUUCAAAUCGAAUGAAAUUCAAUUUUGUCACCAGCAUUUUAACUGUUUUGCCUAUUCACCACUGGCCUGUAAACAUUUCCAUCACACCGCAUAUUGAAGAUAUCAAGUUAAAAUAUCAGUAAAUGCAUUUCACAUUGUAUUGCUUAUAUCAACACACACAAAUUAACUGCACUGUUUCCACACACAGGUAAAUAAGGUUGCUUCAUUCAAGGUGGCAUUGUCAUGUGUUCAAAAAUAUACUCUGAUUUGAAGUGCUGCACAAUGUAACCUGACAAAACUUGUAUGCCCACAGCUCAAUGUUAUGUACAAAAAUGUGUAUAUAUAAAUAUUUACAGCAUUAUGUCUUUAUACUGUACAAUCCCUAGGUAAUUUAAACAGAGUAUUGUCAUUGAAUUUCAGUCGUGCAAAUCAAAGCUUCCAAACUAUAAAAAAUACUGAGUAUAAGAAUAUUAUUAAAGAUACUCCGUCCUUCCGAUACUUGUACUUCGUCAUCUUGAUAAUCUUUUUAUUCAUCAAUUAUAUUUUAUAAAUUUUUAAAUUAUUACCAAUUUAAUUGCUGACCAGAGUUCUGAAUGCACUAUAUCUACAACAUACAUGCUCUCUGUGAAAUCACACAUUCAUGAUCAGUGUUAGUUUGUCCAGGUUUGUCCACAUUAAUUCUUUCGAUAAUUUUGUUUACCGCUACAACUAUCUUAUACACAAGACACAUGCCAUGCUCACUCUAUGGAGAGAACAUUGGAGUAAAACGUUGUUUUUUUUGUACAUAAUCAAGCAUUCAAAUUCCUCUGUUUGGAUAAUAUAGACAUGUGAUCCCAUGCAUAGGUCGCCUUCACCACAGUCUCUCCACAGUGCCUACACCCAGUUAGUGAGGUCAUUGCAUGUACCUGCUUAUCUGCGCUUUAAAGAACACUUUAACUACGGGACUCUGGUUGGUUAUAAUGUCUUUUUUUAUAAUUUGUUGAUUGAUUUGCAUUUUAUUUUAACUGAUCAUGAUAUUGACUGUUUAUUUUUUGUAUAUUUGCUGAGUAAGCCCUGUGCGAUAUUUUUAUCUGCACUUCCAUUGAGUUGUCUAUACCAUAUUGUAAAUUGAGAGAAUUGUAUUAUAAUAAACUGUUUAUAUAUGUUAUUUUGUGAAUAAAAUGAAUUGUAUAUCCAAAUUAA